This is a messenger RNA of Linum tenue, 564 nucleotides long. NCBI's taxonomy places the organism in Eukaryota, Viridiplantae, Streptophyta, Magnoliopsida, Malpighiales, Linaceae. The record is from the annotation of a GenBank genome assembly.
AUGGCCGGCAGCACCAAUUUCUUCCUCUUCCUCCUAACCCUCUCCGUCCUCUACCUCGCCUCCACCUUCCCUGAACCCGGCCCGCCCAUCAAAACCACCAACCUCGUCGUCUACGUCCACGACCACUUCACCGGCCCCGACGCCACAGCAAUCACCGUCGCCGGCCGGCAGAAUCCGACCACCGUCGACGCAGCUGCGCCCGCCAGCUUCAACAUCCUCCGAUUCGGGACAAUCGCAGUCGUAGACGACCCGGUGACGGAGGGGCCCACGACGGAGUCGAAGGAGAUCGGCAGGGCACAGGGGGCUUACAUAAAUUCCCAAUUCGACGGGAAGGGGCUGUACUUGGUCUUUUCGGUGAUCUUCACCGGCGGCGAGUUCGCCGGGAGCACGCUGGAGAUCCAGGGAUCGGAUAUUUUCGCCAUGAAGGAGAGGGAAUUUGGGAUUGUUUCGGGGACAGGGUUUUUUAGGUUCGUGAAAGGAUAUGGGAUUAUGGAGACGGCGUUUAUGGAUGUGGCUAAUCUCAGAGCGAUUAUCAAGCUUAAUGUUACUGUAAAACACUAUUAA